This is a messenger RNA of Tupaia belangeri chinensis (Chinese tree shrew), 640 nucleotides long. RefSeq names its product leucine-rich repeat-containing protein 72-like. The record is from RefSeq and is a predicted model, not a curated record. The transcript is spliced from 6 exons. Bases 137 to 640 code for a protein of 167 amino acids. Gene Ontology annotation, molecular function: protein binding. Lineage: Eukaryota; Metazoa; Chordata; Mammalia; Scandentia; Tupaiidae.
UGGACGCGAAUGUGGUAACUGAUGGCGACAGAACAAUGAGCCGCUGGCCAGGCCAACUUGAUCUUGUGCCGCUCACUGGCCCAGCGCCCAGAUGACCAGAGACCCAAACUCAAUGCGCUAGACCUUCCGAGACUAUAUGGCGUCAAUGGCAGCCCACGCUGCCUUGGAGAAUAGUCGCCAGGCAGUGGAAGAUCAACUGAAGAUAUGUAGCCACAAGAGGGAUGCUGAUGUCUUUGAGCUGUUCCUUUCUCAAAAAGAACUGACAGAGGUCAUUGAUCUUUCCAGAUUUAAAAACCUAAAAUACUUAUGGCUUCAUCAUAACAAGCUCCAUGGAAUAGCAUUUCUAACUAAAAACUAUUGUCUGACAGAACUAUACCUAAACAACAAUGCAAUAUUUGAAAUAGAAGGCCUGCAUUGUCUGCCUUCAUUGAACAUCCUCCUGCUACACCACAAUGAACUAACAAACAUCGAUGCGACUGUGAAGGAAUUAAAGGGGAUGCUAAAUCUGAAGACCCUAAGUCUAUACCAAAACCCUUUGUGUCAAUACAACCUGUACCGUUUGUAUACGAUCUACCACCUUCCUGGAGUGGAGCUGCUUGACCGGAAUAGUAAGGACACCUCUUCUUGUAGAGAGGCUUGA